ACGCUUGUUGUCGUAUCCGCUCCUUCGCGCUGCAUUAAUUCAUUCUUCUUCCAUGUUGCCGUCGACUGCAUCGAUCUGCACCCCGAUACACAACCAGCACACCACUUCCACCGCCGCCAUCGCCUGCUUUUCCCGCCAAACCCAGCCGACACAGCCCCAGGCGGCUUCUUUUGCCCGAUCGCGCGCAUGACGGCCCAGCGUCAUCAAUCUUCCGUCGCAGAGAGUCCAUGAACUAGUCCGUCUUCACCAUGGCAAACAGACAGCAACGCCCGGGCGGCCUCGACUUCCGCUCGCAGUCCUUUGACCCCCCUUCCUCCGCUAACAAGACAUUCAACAACAUCAACCACAACAACCACCACCUCGGCCUCGGAAACCUCGCCAGCGCCAGCAUGAGCAAUCUGACCCUCGGCUCAGACCUGCCCAGCCCGCGCACCGGCGAAGCACCGCCCGCCCUCUCUCCUCUGGACGCCCUCGCCCUCCAGGGCCGCCUGCUCGCAAAGCGAUUCGAGCAGCAGGACAAGAAUGGACGCCGCAUGAGCCGGAUUGCACCUCUCACCAUCCAGAAUGAGUUCGGCAACCGCCCCGGAUACUUCUCGAGCAUGUCCAACUCGACCGUCAACUCGCCCAACGAAGACGCAGGCCCCGUCAAGUCCCCACGACCCGAUGCCUCCCCCAGGCAGGAGGUGUCUUCGGACAAACGACACCAGUCCUACUACCCUCAGUUCGGCAUGGACGAGCCCGAGAUGCAGUAUGCCAUUGGGCCUCUGCAGAGUCCCAUGGCCACCAUUGCUGAGGCCAGUCCUGCCACUCCGCCACAGGGCUACUUCGACAUCCCCAGGUCGCACUCGCCCGAUUCCGUAGAGCCUCACAUUGGCCUGCGCGAGGCCACACCCGUCAGCCCCCACGUCCCCGUUGCCGCGCCCUCGCACAUGUUCCUCAGCCCGCAGAGGAAGCCGUCUGGUGGCUCCGAGCACUCGCAACAGUCGCAGCCGCGGUCGCAACCACGCUCUAACCUGCUUCCCCCGCGCUCGUCUAACUCCCUCCACUCAACCCGCUCUCCGCGACAGUCGCCAAGCAUCCGUUCUGUUGCCGUCGGAUACGAUGAAGUCGACGACAUGUCCCUCAGCGGAUCCUAUGAUUCUCUGCACCAGAACCGCAACUUGUCUCCCAGCUCUAGCCUGUCUAGGGCCCAGUCCCCCUUCACGCCUGCUACAGGCCCCACAAUGAUACCACGCUCGCCGUCAGCUGCAUCUGACUACUCGGUCAAUGGCUCCAGCCUGCCGCGCCCCGCCUACAACUUCUCGAGACCCAACUUCUCACGACCCACCAGCCGACAGAGCGUCCGUCCGUCACUAGACGUACGGUCUGACGUCGGGCCCUCACGACAAGCGUCAGACGAGAGCGUAAACAUGCGACCCUCGUUUGACAAUCAGCUCCUACGACAGGACUCCAGUGACAGCCCCACCGCACACUACGCGAAUGAGCAAGUGCACACACCCGUCAGCAUGGUAAGCGAGGACUUCCGUCGGUCAGGCGACUUUUCCAGCAACCCAGCCCCCUCCUACACAUACACCAGGUUCAACCUGCCUCGCGGCCGAGCCGUCGACCGCAAGUCUGUCGGCAUCGAGGACUUUUUCAGAAGCCAGAUUACAUGGGAUCAACCAGGCCAGCAAAACCCUAACCAGACUCAGGCGCGUCCCCCUUCACCCGAAUCUCCACCGAGGUCCUUUGACCAAGCACGCCAACAGCAGCAGCAGCAACACGGAGCCCCGUCCCUUACCUCCAGCAACAGCACCAUCCGUGCGCGAACUGCUGGCUCAGUUGGCGAAGUCACAGCCCAGCAGCACUGCGACAUGGGUCUUGAACUCCACGAAGCUGGCGAAUUACUCAAGUCAACUUACCACCUCCGUCUCGCAGCUCGCGCCGGUCUUCCCGAAGCAAUGUUCUGGUACGGUCUCGCCUGCCGCCACGGCUGGGGCAUGCGCGUAAACCAAUCUGAAGCUUUACAAUGGCUCCGCCGCGCUGUCGAUAGUGGACAGCUCGAAGUCGCAGACGACGAAGCCCAAGCCGGUGCUACCGAUCUUACCAAGAAGAAGCAACAUCGUGCUCAGUACGCCGUGGCCAUCUACGAACUAGGCAAGUGCUACGGCAAUGGCUGGGGCGCCCCGCAAGACAAGUCGCUCGCUCUCCGCUGCUACGAAAUUGCGGGUAACUGGGGCGACGCCGAUGCGCUUGUUGAAGCUGGAUACUGCUACGCCGAGGGCGUUGGCUGCAAGAAGAAUAUGAAGAAGGCGGCCAAGUUUUACCGUGCUGCCGAGGCAAAAGGUGUGAGCAUGGUUGGUAACAGUUGGAUCUACAAGGAGAAAUACAUGGAUGAUGGUUUGGAUGAGAGGUCGGGAAGAUCAGCCCACAAGCAAGAUCACUCUAGUGCGGAGAAGAAGGCGAGGGAUAAGAGUCGGACGAGGACUAUGUUUGGGAGGAAGAAGAGUGCGGUUUAGUUGGGGGCUUGAGAGAGAGCCUUGUAUAUGUGUUCACGACCUUUGUUUUCUCUCUACUUUGGCGACGGCGUCUGGGUUGGCAGCAGCGAACAGUUACUGUUACUGCUGGGGUAUAUUACUCCCCCUUUCGCCUUUUGGUUCGCGCAAAACAUUUUUUGCCCUUCGAAUACCCCCAUAUUUACGACACCUGCCUGGCGCAUGGCUUGGCCCCCUGCAAGCUCUUCUUGCUCAUACCUUUUUUGGGACAUCUUGGACAUGUCGACAUACUAGCUAGCUAGCUGCUCUUUUUUUUUUCUGUCUUUUCUUUUCCUUUUCUUCAUUGUUUGGUUGCU
Molecule: messenger RNA, 2830 nt
Organism: Alternaria alternata
Lineage: Eukaryota; Fungi; Ascomycota; Dothideomycetes; Pleosporales; Pleosporaceae
Exons: 1
Coding region: 249-2498 (749 amino acids)
Molecular function (GO): protein binding
Source: RefSeq, a predicted model, not a curated record